Messenger RNA from Fundulus heteroclitus (mummichog), 893 nucleotides. Its product is annotated as gastrula zinc finger protein XlCGF8.2DB. Lineage: Eukaryota; Metazoa; Chordata; Actinopteri; Cyprinodontiformes; Fundulidae. The transcript has a single exon. The record is from RefSeq and is a predicted model, not a curated record. The annotation marks the transcript as partial.
UGAUAAUCCAUACGGAAGAUAAGCCUUUCUGUUGUGAAGCAUGUGGACAAAGAUUUAAAUUUAAAUCAAAUUUAAACGCACACAUUAAAACUCACACAGGUCAGAAGCCUGUCUGUUGUGAUCUGUGUGGAAAAAGAUUUAACCAAGAAGCAUAUUUAAAAAGACACAUGAGAAUCCAUACAGAACAGAAGCCUUUCUGUUGUGAUCUAUGUGGAAAAAGGUUUAGGCGAAAAUCUUAUGUAAAGACACACAUGAGAAUCCACACAGGAGAGAAGCCUUUUUGUUGUGAUUUAUGUGGAAAAAGCUUUCGUCAAACAUCUACUUUAAAGACACACAUGGGAUUCCAUACAGGACAGAACCCUGUCUGUUGUAAUAUAUGUGGGCAAAGUUUUAGCCAAAAGUCUAAUUUAAACACACAUUUGAGAAUCCAUACAGGACAGAAGCCUUUUUGUUGUGAUCUAUGUGGACAAAGUUUUAGCCAAAAAUCUUAUUUAAACACACACAUGGGAAUCCAUACAGGACAGAAGCCUUUUUGCUGUGAUCUAUGUGGACAAAGCUUUAGCCAAAAAGCAUAUUUAAAGAAACACAUGAUAAGCCAUACAAGACACAAGCCUUUCUGUUGUGAUAUAUGUGGAAAAAGCUUUAGCAGAAAAUAUGAUGUUAGGAAACACAUAAGGAUCCAUGCAGAACAGAAGCCUUUCUGUUGUGAUUUAUGUGGAAAAGGCUUUAGCCAAAACGCACAUUUAAACAUGCACAAGAGAAUCCAUACAGGAGAGAAGCCUUUUUGUUGUGAUCUUUGUGGAAUAAGAUUUAUACAAAAAUCAAGUUUAAACAGACACAUCAGAAUCCAUACAGGACAGAAGCCUUUCCGUUGUGAUCUAUGUGGACAAAGC